Molecule: messenger RNA, 3211 nt
Organism: Peromyscus maniculatus bairdii (prairie deer mouse)
Lineage: Eukaryota; Metazoa; Chordata; Mammalia; Rodentia; Cricetidae
Source: RefSeq, a predicted model, not a curated record
ACAAUGGGGAUCUCCACGGUCAUCAUCCAUAUAUGUCUCUUAUGGGGUCAAUUUCUUUCUACAGCUUCUGAAGCAAGAUAUUACACACCUGAGCUGACCACUCCAGAGCCUUAUACCACCCCAGAGCCUACCACCACUCCAGGGCCUUAUACACCAAUAGGAACAGAGUCUCCUUUGGCUGUGAGGCUGGUGAAUGGAGGAGACAGGUGUCAGGGUCGCGUGGAGGUCCUUUACCAGGGUUCCUGGGGCACUGUGUGUGAUGACAGCUGGGACACCAAUGAUGCCAACGUGGUGUGCAGGCAGCUGGGCUGUGGCUGGGCAGUGUCUGCCCCUGGAAGUGCCCGGUUUGGACAGGGCUCAGGGCCCAUUGUCCUGGAUGAUGUGGCCUGUACUGGACAUGAGUACUACCUGUGGAGCUGCUCCCACCGAGGCUGGCUCUCCCAUAACUGUGGACACCAUGAGGACGCUGGAGUCAUCUGCUCAGCUUCUCAAACAAGCUAUACCACACCUGUGCUGACCACUCCAGAGCCUUAUACCACUCCAGAGCCUACCACCACUUCAGAGACUACUGUAAUAAUGGAUUGGUGGGAUACAACCACUCCUUUUCCUGUUUGGUGGGAUACAACAACUUCUUCCCCUGACUACAACUGUGGAGGUCUCCUGGACAGGCACUAUGGGAACUUUUCCAGUCCAUUCUACCCUGGGAAUUAUCCCAACAAUGCUAGAUGUGUGUGGAACAUUUUGGUCCCAACCAACAACCGUGUGACUCUGACCUUCAGAGAUGUGCAGCUUGAAGGAGGCUGCAGCUACGAUUAUAUCCUGCUUUUUGAUGGCCCUCAAUACAAUUCCCCCCUCAUUGCUCGGGUUUGUGAUGGGGCCAAUGGAUCUUUCACCUCAACACGGAACUACAUGUCCGUAGUCUUCAUCACUGAUGGCAGUGUCACCAGGAGAGGGUUCCAGGCUGACUACAUCGCUACCUUUGUCCCCGCCACCACUUUUCCAUCGCCACUCCCGACCAUCCCUGAUUGGUGGAAUACAACAUAUCCUUCCUAUGUAAAUGAGUCUUUAUUGGUGCUGAGGCUGGCCAAUGGAGGAAACCGCUGUCAGGGCCGAGUGGAAAUCCUGUAUGAAGGUUCUUGGGGCACCGUGUGUGACGACAGCUGGGACAUCAAUGAUGCCAAUGUGGUGUGCAGACAGGUUGGCUGUGGCCCGGCUCUGUCGGCCCCAGGAAAUGCUCGGUUUGGUCAGGGCUCAGGGCCCAUACUCCUAGAUGAUGUGGCCUGCUCAGGGUAUGAGUCUCACCUGUGGUACUGUCGUCACCGUGGCUGGCUUGUCCAUAACUGUGCCCAUCCUGAAGAUGCCGGAGUCAUCUGCUCAUUCCCUGAGCCGACAUCCACUCCCAGUCCAGUUUGGUGGACAACAACAACUCCUUCCUAUGUAAACUACACCUGUGGAGGUUUCCUGACCCAACCCUUUGGGAACUUUUCCAGUCCAUUCUACCCCAGGAACUACCCUAACAAUGCCAGAUGUGUGUGGAACAUUGAGGUCCCAAACAACUACCGUGUGACUGUGGUCUUCAGAGAUGUGCAGCUUGAAGGGGGCUGCAGCUAUGACUAUAUUGAGAUUUUCGAUGGCCCCCACCACAGUUCUCCUCUCAUCGCUCGGGUUUGUGAUGGGGCCAUGGGCUCUUUCACUUCCACAUCCAACUUCAUGUCGGUUCGCUUCAUCACUGAUCACAGUGUUACCCGAAGAGGGUUCCAGGCUCAGUACUACUCGGUCUAUGCCAACAACAUCACCAGUCUCCUUUGUUUGUCAAAUCACAUGCAAGCCAGUGUGAGCAGGGACUACCUUCAGUCCAUGGGCUAUUCUGCCAGGGAUCUUGUCAUUCCUGGUUGGAAUGGAAGUUACCAGUGUCAGCCCCAGAUAACACAGAGGCAGGUCAUAUUCACAAUUCCCUACACAGGCUGUGGUACUACCAAACAGACUGACAAUGAGACCAUCAACUACUCCAACUUCCUCAAAGCAGCUGUUUCGAAUGGCAUCAUCAAAAGGAAAAAGGACCUCCACAUCCAUGUCAGCUGCAAGAUGCUUCAGAACACCUGGAUCAAUACUGUGUACAUCACCAACAACACCGUCGAGAUCCAAGAAGUCCAGUAUGGCAAUUUUGAUGUGAACGUUUCCUUUUAUACAUCCUCCUCCUUCUUGUAUCCAGUGACCAGCAGCCCAUACUAUGUGGAUCUGGACCAAAACUUGUACCUUCAGGCUGAAAUUCUCCAUUCUGAUGCCUCCUUGGCCUUGUUUGUGGACACCUGUGUGGCUUCACCAUACCCCAAUGACUUCUCAUCUUUGACAUAUGAUCUCAUCCGGAGUGGAUGCGUAAGAGAUGAAACUUACCGAAUCUACUCCUCGCCGUCACCGCGCAUUACCCGCUUCAAAUUCAGUUCCUUCCACUUCCUGAACCGCUUCCCUUCAGUGUACCUGCAGUGUAAACUGGUGGUGUGCAGAGCAUACGAUGCCUCUUCCCGGUGCUACCGGGGCUGCGUGGUGAGGUCCAAGAGGGACACAGGCUCCUAUCAAGAGAAGGUGGACGUUGUCCUGGGACCCAUCCAGUUGCAAUCCCCCAGCAAAGACAGGAGGAGCCUGGACUUGGCAGUGAAGGAUGUGGAGAAACCAGCUCCGGCUAGCUCCCAGGCAGCCUACCCUACCGCUGCCAUCUUUGGUGGGAUCUUCCUGGCACUGGUCCUAGCUGUGGCAGCUUUCACACUUGGAAGGAGGACACGCAUUGCCCGUGGCCAGCCUCUGAGCACUAAGAUGUGAAGCAAAGCACACCCAGGCAUUGGCUCCACGUGCACAGAUUCCCAGAAAAGAUGGAAGGCAUGAGCGUGUGAGACUCGGCAACCGGACACACCGUGGCUAGGUUUCCCUUAGCACAAAUGCAUGCACGGCAAAGUAUGAUGAGAUGGCAGAGAAGAAAGGUGUGGGCCAAGUUUUCCCAGGGUCUGCGGGCUGAAGACGGGGAGGAAUGUCAUAGGAAAAUGAGAUCCCUGUCUACAACCCCACACGACCUUGAGCCAAACAUUGGAGCAGCAAUGUUUUUUCUAGAUAGUUUUCCUUUUCACGUUUUUUAUAGCUGACUUUCUCAACCUGUAGUGUCAACCUUAAUCUGUCCUCACGAUGAGGCAAACUAAAUAAAGACUCUUUCUCAAGGCAA